Cajanus cajan (pigeon pea) is the source of this 960-nucleotide messenger RNA. NCBI's taxonomy places the organism in Eukaryota, Viridiplantae, Streptophyta, Magnoliopsida, Fabales, Fabaceae. The record is from RefSeq and is a predicted model, not a curated record.
AGAGUCCACAAUAGAAAAAAGCCUCAAAUAUCCUCACUCACUCCCUCAAACUCCUUAGAAAACCACCCAUCCUAUAUCCUAAACCCAAAAGCUCAAUUUACCAAUUCAUUUUUUUAUAGUUCCCACAUGCACCUAACGUAAGAAAUCCUUCACCUCUUUCCUCCACUUCUAUCCUUCUCUUUUCCCAAUCCAUUAACCUCAUUCUCAUUCCCACACUCACACUCAAACCAUAAUUCACACCCAACACAACACAACACAACACAAUCUCUCAAGGAUCCAAAUCCACCAUGCUAAUCAAAGGGCAUCAAAUUAAGUUACCAAUGACCUUAAACUUGGUCCUAGUCUUUGCCCUUGUUUGUUUCACAUCUUCGGUCAACGGUGUUGGAUCAAGGAAACUUGAUGAAACCCAAGUGCCAUCCACCAACGGCACUGAAGUCAAGUGUGGACCAUGUGGCACCAACUAUCCAUCGCCACCGCCUCCGGCGAUACCACCACCGUCGCCGCCGCCACCAUCUCCAAAAAAACCAUCCCCUCAAUAUUGUCCGCCACCACCAUCACCAUCGUCGUUCAUAUACAUAACCGGGCCCCCCGGGAACUUGUAUCCCGUCGAUGAGAACUUCAAUGGAGCCUUCAGCCGCCGCCGGAGCUUCGCCGCCGCGGUGUUGUCGCCACUUUUGGUUGGCUUGGUUGCUUUGUGGUGAUUCGCUUGUGAAGAAAGGUAAUAGCGAUCAUUCGGAUCAUUUCUAAACACAAUGGAAAAAAAUUUAUGGUUUAUUUUAUGAUGUUAUGUUAUUAUAUGUAGUUAUGAUCAAUAUCAAGAUUUUACGUGUAAGGUAUAAGUCGAUAUAGAGAAUUUUGUACUUGGUAAUUAGUGUUCACACUUAUGUUCUCUGCGUUCUUCUUUUUAUGUCAUCACAAUUUGUUCAAUAAUAACAUUCUAUCUUGUAAUUCUAUGUCAAA